This is a messenger RNA of Fopius arisanus, 4673 nucleotides long. RefSeq lists its product as uncharacterized. Bases 280 to 4053 code for a protein of 1257 amino acids. NCBI's taxonomy places the organism in Eukaryota, Metazoa, Arthropoda, Insecta, Hymenoptera, Braconidae. The record is from RefSeq and is a predicted model, not a curated record. The transcript is spliced from 4 exons.
GCGAAAACUGCUGCAUCAACUUCCCACCAGUGCCGAACAGCUGCAGAGUGGGGAUGACAUGGAGAUGAGGGGAAGGUGAUAGUGACCGCCGCGCUGUCUCGUGCCGCCUGAGAGAACUUGUCCCCUGUUUUUUGGCUUCACUAACUUCCUGUUUACUUCCCGCCCUUCCCGAUUCCCACUGUUAUUAUUCAUACGCGCCAUCAAUAAUGAUAACAGCAAAGUGCUUUAUACAAUAAAAAAUUGCGUUGGCCGGAUAAUAGUUUGAGGAAACCGCCAGGAAUGGAUAAGUCUUCAACUGGAUCCAACGGUUUACUCUCGCAAUCGUACGUCCAAGGCCUCGAAAGAUUAACUAAUAGUCAAGAGAGUCUCGGCCACCACCGAUUAUCCCAAGAAAUAAUUGACGUACGUGAGAAAGUAUGGGACAAUCUCUUCGCAAAGUACUCACAAAAGUUAUCUGAUGACAUUGAAAUAAAUCUCAACUCCCCAUCAGAAGAGGAGGAGGAGGACGUGGCUCUAGAAGGAGAAGAUGAGAACGAUGAGGAGGAGGAAGACGACGACGAGGAGGACGAUGACGAGGAGGAUGACGAUGGUGAAUACUUCUGCAAGAGUCGUACACCAAUACGAAAGUCUCAAUCUCUCAUCCAGUACUGGGUGGACACUGGCAAUGCUCCCUACCAGAUGAUGGACAACCUCUCGAAAUCGGAGAGUGGUUCAUCUCUCAGCGAAGAGGAUUGUCCAAGACUCCCGAAAUAUCCCAUCACAACCGACCUCAUGCCCGCAUCACCUCAACCAAAGAAACCAGAAGGCAUCUCCAACGAUACGUCAAUUGAUACAGGUCCGUACAUCCGCUCCACCAACAUCACAAAUAAAUCGAUGACGAUGGUAAUUCUGGAGGAAGGCAAGGCACCAGAUGAUCCACCAACUCCAAGAGAUCCUCUCGAGUCCAAAGAUCCCUUAGAGAUUAAUCAGACCCAGACGAAAAAUUCACCACCUCGUGACGACGAAAUCUGUGAUAAUAAUAAUGUCUCCCUGGAUAAGUCCCACGAUGCCUCCAUGAUCCUAAGUAAACUCGAUGAGACUAUACGUUCAUUAAACAGGAGCAGACUGAAUUCCUGUGCUAGUGAAGGCCUUGAGGGAUCCGAGGACUCUGAGGUCAAGGCCAUGACAUCGAUCAUGAAGAUAUCUGAUGUACUUCCAGCUCUUGACGUACAACUGGGUAAAUUACCAACCAAUGCAGCUAUUCAUAGGUUGAAAGACUCUGAGGUGGGAUCUGGAGAUUCCAGUGGAAGAGCAAGUCCCAAGUGUUUUCCUCUCAAUAAAAAGGCAAAUAGGAGGAAAUUAUUUACUGGGAGAAACUCCCCAAUGGAUAUCAUCGUCUCUUCCACGAUGGACAGUGAAGAUCAAACUGUUCCCAGAGUUGCAAAUCUACAUCCUGCCUUCCAGGGAACACCCAAACUCGGAGGGAAAAUCUCCAAUCUGAAGAAGAGAGCGACUUUCCACGCCAGGAGACAGAGCAAAUUGUUUUUGAAUCGUAUGCAUUCAGGAAACGGUAAGGAUUCAUCUGAUCCCUCAUCUGAGAAGAAGGAGAAGACAUUUUUGAAGACACUGGGACUCGUGCCCACUCCUAAGUUCAAUACUAAGACGAAGAGAAAGACCAUCUGUGGAAUUUCUAGGAGAACGACCUCCAAGAGGAGUCAAAAGAGGAAGGUCAAGUAUCGGGAGGUUGAGUCUGAUUCUGAUGAGGACAUGGAGGACUCUUCGAAGAGUUCUCUUCAGAGUUCGGUGCCAGUUGAUGAGUGUCACGAUCUUAUGUCUCUUUGUGCUAAAAAAGUUCUGACUGUUCCACUGCAGAGGCUUCCUGACAAUCUUCUGACAAAAAAUCGAGAUAAAUCCGAUAGAAAAUUGAAGAGAGGACCUAGAGGUGGUAUUAGGUAUGGAAGAAUAAACAGAGUGGACUCGGGGCUGGAAGCUUCUCCGGCGACAACGGAGAUAUCUUUGAGGAAGAAGAAAAAGGCUUCUGAGUCUCGGAAAAUUGAGCUGGACUCUCAAGAGAGCGAUCAGAGUACGAUCAUCAUGAUGGAGUGUGAAGAGAAAGGGAGAAAACCUUCUGCUCCUUUCGUACGUUUGGAAAAGUUAAUUAUUAAUUCUGAUCCCCUUCCAGAGACUGGGAACGGUGAAGAAUUGACUCCAGGUGAUGAGAAGAAAGGCAAGAAAACAUCUGCUGAAAACAUCAUCACGCGUUCAAAAAAAUCAAUUUUGAAUUCUGAAAAAUCCCAGGAAUUGACUCCCAGGAAUAAAAAUGGGGAUAAAAAGCCGAAAAACAAGAAAAAUUCUCAAGAAUUAACUCCAGAGGAUGAGAACGGAGGGAAGAAAGCGUUUAUUAAAUCUCGAGCUUCACAAACGGUCCCAAAAACGAAAACGACAUCAUCAGAGGAUAAAAAAUCUUCUCCUUAUUCAACUCGAUCGAGAAAACAGUUGAGUGACCCUGAAGAUGCUCCGGAAGAAACGAAUAAUGGAGUCGAUGGGAAAAUAGCGAAGAAACUUGAUAGUCGCACAAUCAGGAUCCUGAGACGUCGGUUGGCGCUCAAGAACCAAGAGAAUAAGGAUAUAUGCCGAAAUUCCAGGAAAGUCAAUGCUAAAAAAAUUAAAGUGAAGCGUUCGAAAGAUACAAGUGAAUUACUGGAGGGGAUUGACAGGACUUCCCAGGGUUCGUCAGAAACUGUACAAGGAUGUCAAGAUGAUGAGAAUGAAGAGGAGAGUCAGAACGAGGGAGAAGUAUCUGUAGCAAUAGGAACUGUCACUGUGGCAAUUGAUAGUGACUCUUGCUCGGAUUCUACUCGACCUACGACUCGAAGGACAACAACUGGGGCCAGAAGACGAUUCUCCAAUCCUAUAAUCACGUUUUCGUCAGAUGACGAAACUGAUUUCGUCACGAAACUGCAGAAAAGUUAUGAAAAAAUUGAGCGAAGAUCCCAGAGGAGAAACCCAGACAAUCGAUACUCUGAGGAUCAGAAGAAGAUUAUUAAUGAUUUGACGGGUGAGCCAGUAUUUUCUGGGAUUAUUCUGCCGAGUGAUGAGGAAGAGAUUUAUCAGAGCUCGCAGGUGAAGGUUAAAGAGACGAGUAGGAGAUCUACGAGAUAUGGCAGUCCUGGGAAGUCUAUUAAAAGCUCGAAGAGACCGAGUUUUGUCAGGGUUUUGAGCUACGAUGACGCGUCGUCGAAGAACUCUGAGGAAAUCGAGGAGAGUCCACCGAAGAAAUUUAAGACUGAGGCUGGAGAUGCUAAAGUACUCACCGAGAAUAUUCGUAAGAAUACGCCAAUAAAGAGAAUAGAGUCAGAUUCUAUUGCUUCAUCGGAUGAAUCGAUGAUGAUUCUGAUGAGCAGGAGGACGAAACCUGGUGGAAUCAAACGCAAGGCAGAAUUAGAGUCCUUGAAUCACCAAGAAAAUUCUACUACUCAAAAGUCAUCGAUAAUGAGACUACAGUCGCCAAUUAAGAGUAUGAAUUCACUUCCAGUUGUCAAAUUACUGAGAGAACCUCCAGUGGAAAAACUCGCGUCGAUAAAAUCACAGAAAGAAAAAUCAGAGUCAGUGAUUGAAUCAACAGAUAUUGAAUUAAUGGACCUCAGUGUAUCAAUUACGAGAAUACCUGGUGAUCUGGAGAAAUCCCUCAACAAUGAUAACAGAAAAUCGAGUCCAAAGGUCUCACCAGUUAAAUCAUCGUCCGUAAAUCGUCCCCGAAAAAGUAUUUCUUCGGGAAGAAAAAUGAGGAUUUCGACGAGAAAGGUGACCUCAGACGACGAUAGUUCUGUUGAUUUCUUCCUCCGCACACCCACCGAUAAUAAUAUUAAAUUAACUGAUGACGAUCAUAGUGAUAUUGAUAACACACAACGUACAAAAUUAUUUCACAACCCCUUCGAGGAUACUGGUGAGAAUUUAAAUAUUUCAUUGAACAGAAGUUACGAACGGAGAUUAAGUAAGAAUACGAACAGUUAUUUAAGAAAAAAAUCAGUAAUAACGCUUCGAACACGAGAUGAUUCCGACUUGGAGGAUUAGUUAUGUAAAAUAUUAUUUCUUUGUGAAUUAUCUUGUGAUUAAUCAGUUUAUUUCGUUAUUUUUCGUUCAGUGUAAAAAAAUAUCCUAGCAAUUUAUUAAUGAGAAAUUCAAUUCCAAAAAUGAAAAAAAAAAAUCGCUUUUAAUUUGACGGACUCGUGUGUUUUUCACGUUUUUUUAGUAAACGACGCAUUUUAUGACAGUGAAAUCGUUGACGAUUACGUUUUAUUCUGAGGAUAUGGUUAUUUUAUGAAAUAUUUGUGAAUUGUUACAUUGUUGGGGUCUAGGGCCGGUGACUCGGGAUUUUUUCGGAUGUUCAGCUGUGCCUUUUUCUGGAGUUAUUUCCGAUGCUUUUCCAUUUUUACAGUUUUUUUUUAAACGCCUGAGAAACGGUUCCUAUCAAUAUUUCCUUUUCGAACUCAAAUCCACUUGCAAUUCUUUCGAUUCCUCUCAGAGAAGACUAGCCCUAGGUAUCCAACGUACAAUUUGGAAUUGUUGAAAUUAAAAAAAAGAAUGAAUCAAUUAAAUUUUUUUGAUUAAUUGACUAGACUCAACGAGUAGAUUAUCAUUGUAAAUAUGUACAUCGAUGAUUGACUUUCAAUAAUAAAAAAUUGUUAAAUGAU